Fulvia fulva is the source of this 1629-nucleotide messenger RNA. RefSeq names its product Smr domain-containing protein. NCBI's taxonomy places the organism in Eukaryota, Fungi, Ascomycota, Dothideomycetes, Mycosphaerellales, Mycosphaerellaceae. The record is from RefSeq and is a predicted model, not a curated record. The transcript has 3 exons. The coding region runs from base 1 to 1629 and encodes 542 amino acids.
AUGGGUGAUACUUUUGCCAGACUCGAGAUCUUGUCGCAGGCUGAAUACUGCCCACCUCUCGACCCUGCCCUGUUAUCUGCGAUCGUGUCCGACUUUGACUUGAAUGUAGAGAGUAACGUUCAAGAAGCAAGAGCCAUCCUCGAGCCUUUGAAAGAGUCGGCACUGGUAGAGGAAGCGGCAGGCUUCGACGCGUCUGGUACUGGAGGUGCUCGAGAUGGAGAGCUUCUCAACGCGACUCGACCUGAUUCAUGUCCUGGAACAAGCACAUCACUGUCGCGCGAGACAGACUUGACCAGCUUGUCAAAUGAUGUCUCGUCCAUUGACCUGCAAAGCGAGGGAAGCAGCACACCUAUACAUGGCGACAUAGCUGAAGACCUGGAGAAUGCGGAUGAAGAGACGAAGAUUGUGCGAUUGGAGGCAGUAUUGCAAGAUCGCGUCAGCCGGCAGAAGAUACAAUAUACCCUGAGGAAGUGCAACGGCAAAUGGCAUGCGGCGUUCGAUGAGCUGCUGAACCACAUAUGGCUUGACGAGGCAGAGAACAGCGAGGACGGAUCGCGCAUAGCGGCUAAGGGCAUUGAUGCAUUCUCAGAGGAGAACAUAGCGAAGAGAGGUCGCAAGAAAAAGACCAAGGCGAACAAAGUCAGAUACCUCGACGAGACACGAUCGAGUUCCUUGCCCUCGCCAACGGAGUCACCUGCUGGGCCAGUGAAUCAGUGGCAGGACUCGAACAUGGGCAUCGAAUACAUUACCAGCCGGACAGGACUGAGUUUCUCCUCGGUGGCUUCAAUCUACUAUAAGCAUUCUGCAUCGCUUGCUCAGACCAUUGGAGCGGUACUCAAGGACAACCUGAAUGCGAAGCCUGAGCUCGAGAACGAUCCCAUCAUAGCAGUCAACGUGCAUGAUCUGGGCACCGAGUUUCCGACGAUAGCAUUCGAGUACAGGACAGCCCUUGUUCGCUUGACACAUCCAUCGACAGCGGCAGCACAUGAGCUUGCCAAAGCUUUGACGACCCGGCCUACCGGCACCACUGGCGGCAUCAAGAUAGUACCAAAUUAUGUCAGACCCAAGAUCGACGACUCGGACUACGACGACAGAACAGUGUCAAGGUCAUCACUAGAUGCCUCACCCAUUGAUGGAUCAAGCUCAGCCGACCGUGCGUCUGCAUACGCUGCAGCUAGGAGCGCAGCACUAUCGCAAGCGUACGCCGCUCACCGAAGGGCGAAGUCGGACCGCCUCAUGGGAGGUGCCGCUGCAUACUACGGUCAAGUCGGUCGCGACUACGCAGCGCUAUCAUCGAAAGCCUCCGCGGCAGCAGCAGACCAACUAGCAGCGUCCCAAUCAACAAGAAACCAGCUGGACCUCCACGGCGUCGACGUUCUGAAUGGUGUUAGAAUCUCCCAGCAGAGAGUUGAGCAAUGGUGGACCAAUCUUGGAGAGCAUCGUGUUGAUGGAAGAAGGGGGGCUGAUGAACGACAGGCUGGGUACAACAUUGUGGUUGGGCUGGGGCGGCAUAGCGAAGGUGGAAGGAGUAAGCUUGGUCCAGCUGUGAGUAAGGCUCUCAGGAAUGCUGGCUGGAGGAUUGAGCAGACUGGUGCUGUCAUUGUGGUUAGAGGGAAGGCUAGGGGUUGA